Messenger RNA from Closterium sp. NIES-67, 2133 nucleotides. The record is from the annotation of a GenBank genome assembly. NCBI's taxonomy places the organism in Eukaryota, Viridiplantae, Streptophyta, Zygnematophyceae, Desmidiales, Closteriaceae.
ACAAAGCUUCAGGGCUUAGCUUUGACCUGCCUUUUCAGGUCAUGGUGGGAUUACUGGUCUGUCUAUAAUCCCAGCAAGCUUGCUGUGGUGGCCUCUCAGACUUUUGUUAGUGGCUCUCAAUCAGGUUCUGAGAGAGAUUAGGGUAUGAACAUUUCUUGGCCAGGGCUAACGCGACUGGUGGUUUCGAACCAAGCUUUGGUCUUUCCUGUUAUCCGCCAAUUCAGAUUUCUGGAAUCGUCGGUUGCUGGAUUGAGAUUACCUCAGCAACCAAUCGCAACAAUGGCGUGUCACGCUGCGGAGGCACUGAGCUUGUCAGCUAGAUCACCAAUUGUUCCAGCUCCCAAGCCGUGCAGAUUGCACAGAAUAACGACGAAUAACGCUUUGGCUCAAGUGAACCGCCUCGAUUCGUUCCUUGGAAACCAGCUAAGAUUACGGAAUGACCGAAUCAGACCAUACGCGUCCGUGUCCUCAGCGAUGCCGUCGGCGAUCGCAGCUUCAGCAGCUGUCGAGGCGAAGGAGGUUUCCCCCCCGACUCAAUCAGAUGACGGUGCCGCGAAACCGGCUGCUGCUCCUGCCACGUGGAAGGCGAGCAUUGACUUCAAGUGGAUAAGGGAGAAUCGGGACCUGGUGGAGGUCAAUGUGAAGGAACGGCAGUCCAAUGCUGACGUGGACCGAGUCGUGGAGCUGUAUGAAGACUUCGUUUCUAAAAAUCUGGAGGUGGAUCGGCUACGCGCGGAGCGGAACAGAGUGGCGAACGCCAUGAAGGCGAAGCUGGAGGCCGAUGAGAGAGAGAGGCUGGUCAGCGAAGGCAAGCAUCUCAAAGACGUGCUCGCGGGCCUGGAGGCUGAGCUGGGAGAGGUCGCAUCUGAGCUGCAGCGGGAGGGCCAGCGCCUUCCCAACCUGACCCAUCCUGACGUGCCGCGUGGCGGAGAGGAAGUGGCUGCGACUUUGCGAACGGUGGGCGAGAAGCGCGUCUUCUCGUUCCCCCACAAGGACCACGUGGAGCUCGGCCUCGCGCUCGACCUCUUCGACUUCGACUCCGCCGCUGAGGUGAGCGGCGCCAAGUUCUACUAUCUGCGCAACGAGGCGGCGCUGCUGGAGAUGGCGCUGCUCAACUGGGCGCUCGCCCUGCUCGUGGCCCGCGGCUUCACUCCCGUUUCCACCCCUGACCUCGUGCGCUCGCAUGUCGUGGAGCGCUGCGGCUUCCAACCCCGCGCGGCCAACACGCAGGUGUACUCAGUGGAGGGGUCGGACCUUUGCUUGGCCGGCACUGCAGAGAUCCCCGUGGGCGGCAGCUUCAUGGAUAAGAUUCUUAGCGAAUCGGAUCUGCCGCAGCGCGUAGUGGCCUUCUCCCACUGCUUCCGCACGGAGGCUGGCGCCGCUGGGUCCGCCACCAGGGGGCUGUACCGCGUGCACCAGUUCAGCAAGCUGGAGAUGUUUGUGGUGUGCCGCCCGGAGGAGAGCGACGCCUUUCACCAGGAGCUCAUUCAGAUAGAGGAGGAGAUGUACACCGCUCUCGGCCUGCACUUCGUCACUCUUGACAUGCCAACUGCGGAUCUAGGGGCUCCUGCGUACCGCAAGUUUGACAUUGAGGCCUGGAUGCCGGGCCUAAAUCGAUAUGGAGAGAUCUCUAGUGCGUCAAACUGCACAGACUACCAAGCUCGCCGACUGAACAUCAGAUAUCGUCCUGCGACAAACUCUGGUGAUGAGGAUGCAAGCUCUACCAAGCCAGAGAAAGGGAAGAAGAAAGGAGGAAAGGCUAAAGCGCCUUUGGCUCCACCACGCUUUGCCCACACAUUGAAUGCUACGGCGUGUGCAGUUCCGCGGUUGAUUGUGAGCAUCCUAGAGAACUUUCAACAGGAGGAUGGCUCUGUAGAGAUUCCGGUGGUUUUGAGACCAUAUAUGGGUGGUAUCUCGAUUAUUAGGCCCAGGUAAUAUAGGGUUGAUGUGGUUUCCGAAGUGCCGUUUACUGUUCAACUGCAACUUCAUUGGGGACUCAACCCACACAAGCUAUGAACGUCGCUGCCUUCACCCCCCUGGCGUGACGCGUUGUGGUUGGUCAGUGCUUGCGUGUUUCAAGGACAUGCUGCGUCGGUCCCGAAUUCCACUGUCAAUUCCCUCGAGAAUGCCACA